Messenger RNA from Striga hermonthica, 2223 nucleotides. The record is from the annotation of a GenBank genome assembly. NCBI's taxonomy places the organism in Eukaryota, Viridiplantae, Streptophyta, Magnoliopsida, Lamiales, Orobanchaceae.
AUGUUCUGGAAGCUCACGGCCCUGUCAGCAUCGUCUCCUGUUGAGGCUGUGCUGGACAAGGAAAAUUUUACAUUGGAAGAGCUUUUGGACGAGGAAGAAAUCAUACAAGAAUGCAAAGCAUUAAACAGCCGCCUUAUAAAUUUUUUGAGAGAUAGAGCUCAGGUCGAGCAACUGCUGCAUUACAUUGUUGAUGACCCUUCCGAGGAUGCAGAUAGCAAAAGAACCUUCAAGUUUCCCUUCAUUGCUUGCGAAAUUUUUACAUGUGAAAUUGAUGUAAUCUUGAAGACUUUGGUGGAGGAGGAGGAGCUUAUGGACUUGCUCUUCUCAUUUCUGGAACCAAACCGUAAUCAUAGUGCAUUACUGGCUGGGUAUUUUAGUAAGGUUGUCGUGUGCUUGAUGUUGCGGAAGACUGUCUCGCUCAUGAAUUAUGUCAAGGCCCACCAAGAUGUUUUUAAGCAGCUGGUUGAUUUGAUUGGUAUCACAUCCAUCAUGGAGGUCUUGGUGCGGCUUGUUGGUUCUGAUGACCAUCUCUACCCCAAUUCGUUUGAUGUGAUGCAGUGGUUGGCUGAUAGCAAUCUGUUAGAAAUGAUUGUUGAUAAACUUAAUAACACAAAUCCUGCUGAGGUACAUGCUAAUGCAGCAGAAACACUAUGUGCUAUAACCAGGAAUCCACAAUCACCUCUGGCCACUAAACUAUGUAGCCCAAGCUUUGUGGAAAGAGUAUUUGGUCAUGCGCUUGAAAACUCGCCUUCAAAAUCGGCUCUUGUUCACUCGCUCUCUGUUUGUAUUUCUAUAUUGGAUCCAAAAAGAUCAAUUUCUUCCUCAGUGAUGCACGCUUUCAGAAGUCAACAUGUUUAUGAACCACCAGCACAUGUAAAACCAGAUACUGUUGGUGCUAUGCUUCCGAAACUAGGGGAGAUGCUAAAGCUUUUGAAUGUUACAUCUGACGAGAAAGUUUUACCCACAACGUAUGGUGAAUUGAGGCCUCCUCUCGGACAAUACCGUUUAAAGAUUGUGGAAUUCCUUGCUGUGCUGCUAAAAACUGGCAAUGAAGUGGCAGAGAAGGAAUUGGUUGGUUCUGGAACAAUCCGGAGAGUGUUCGAUCUCUUUUUUGAGUACCCGUACAAUAAUGCUUUGCAUCAUCAUGUGGAAAGCAUUAUAUACUCAUGCUUGGAAAGCAAAAAUAGUGCCAUAAUUGAUCAUCUUGUCCUUGAAUGCAAUUUGGUUGGCCGAAUUCUUGAAAGUGAUAGAAGUCCUAACCUUUCUUGUGAAAAUAAUCUGCCAACUAAGCCAGCUUCUGGAAAGCAUGCUCCUCGAGCAGGGUACUUUGGGCACCUGACUAGGAUCGCAAAUAAAUUAGUUCAGUUGGGAAACAGUGUCAUUGAAACACAUCUUCAGGAGAAUAGUGAGUGGAAUGAGUGGCAGAAGACCGUCUUACAGGAGCGUGGUAUGAUUGAAAAUGUUUACAGAUGGGCUUGUGGCCGUCCGACGGCACUACAAGACAGGACCAGGGACAGUGAUGAGGAGGAUGUUCAUGAUAGGGAUUAUGAUGUUGCGGCCUUGGCCAAUAAUUUAAGCCAAGCAUUUAGAUACAACAUAUACGACAAUGAUGACAAUGAGGGCCACGGAUCUCUAGAUCGUGAUGACGAGGAUGUCUACUUUGACGACGAAUCUGCAGAAGUUGUAAUAUCUUCCUUAAGGUUGGGUGAUGAGCAAGGGAGCUUGUUCACAAACUCCAACUGUGGGCCCGACACGGCCUCCACCCCCACCAACCUGGGUUUCUUCUCCCAAGACAAUGAUGAUGACCCGUUCGGAGACCGGCCUGUACCCGAGUGGGUAGCAUGGGGCGAAGCGUCCGAUGUCCAGCUUGGACGGUCCACCGUGAACCCUUUCGACGACCCCAACAUAAACAUUGAGGGUGAUGGUUUGCCAAACGGGACGCCGAGUUCCAGUGACGGGUCGGGUAAGGCAGAUUCGAGCCACAAUAGUGUUGCUGUCCCGUCUUUGUUUGAGGAAGAUGUGGAGUUUGUGGGUGUAGAGGUGGAAGGCACCGAGAAGGCCAUGGAGCAGGCCAUCAAGGAAGGGAUUGUCGGUGAGGCUGGGCCGUUGAAAAGGAACCUCUCGCCCAAAAAGCCCGAGACUGAGGAAAGUGGUUCUAGCAUGGAUGAAUUUAAUGACGCAAACUAUUGGAGGGUUGAUCAGGAGGUGACUGUGUUGGAGUGA